Molecule: messenger RNA, 1937 nt
Organism: Capsella rubella
Lineage: Eukaryota; Viridiplantae; Streptophyta; Magnoliopsida; Brassicales; Brassicaceae
Product: BTB/POZ domain-containing protein At2g24240
Exons: 1
Coding region: 326-1648 (440 amino acids)
Biological process (GO): protein homooligomerization
Molecular function (GO): protein binding
Source: RefSeq, a predicted model, not a curated record
UUUCUGAAAAAAAAGUUCAAAUUUUUUUCUUUUCAGGUCCAUCUCAUAAAUUUUGAUUUCCCAUUAAAUCAAAAACAGCUUCUUUCUCGUGCCCAGAGCUUAAAUUUUCAAAAUUUCAUCAAAAAAGAUCGAAGCUUUCGUUUUCUUCUUCGUUCUUUUGAGUAUCUUUGAUGAAUCUUUCAUGUCUUCUUGUCUUUUUAUGAACAUAUAAGAUUCUUGAUCAUAGCUAAUAAUCAUUUUCUUGAUUCCUUCUUUUGUAAUUUUCCGGGAAGGAAAAUUAAAAAAACAGAGGAUUUUUGAUUCUCUGUUUCAUCUUCUUCCAUUGAUGGGUAUCUCAAAAGAUAGGAUCAAAUUCAACGUUGGUGGAAGACUUUUCGAAACGACGGCGACUACGUUAGCAAACGCAGGUCGCGAUUCUUUCUUCGGAGCAUUGUUCGACGACGAGUGGAAUCUCUCACCCCAAGAUUCUGUUAUCUUCGUCGACAGAAACUCAGAUUGCUUCGCCGUUCUUCUUGAUCUUCUCCGUACCGGAGACCUUAACGUUCCCGCCAACAUACCGGAGCGUCUCCUUCAUAGAGAAGCUUCUUUCUAUGGCUUACUUGACCAUGUAAGGACAGCUAGAUGGGGUCCGUUCGAUGGUAACCGUCUUCGUCUCUCUGAUUCUGUUAAAGGAAUAGCUCCUGGAGACGGAACAGCUAUAAGGGCUGGUCCUGAUGGUGGUUGUUGUGUCGCGCACGGGAGUGUUGUUCAUGUGUUUGAUUGGAUGUUGGAAGAACACUCUCCGAUAAAUCUUGAUUACCAAAGAGUUAAUGAUGUUGGCUGGAUUGAUUCAGAGAAUAUUGUACUCUCUGCUUGUGAGAGGUUAGGGAGAGGAGAUGGAGGAAUGGGACUGUUCAGUUCAUCAUCUGGUGAUCUAAGGUAUAAGUUUCAGGUUUGUCAUGAGAAUCAGGUGAAGAGUUAUACAGCUGGAGCGUUGAGUUUUUCGCCGGAUUAUGAGAUUUUUGCAAGCUGCAAAGGUCGGAGUAAUGAGUAUGGAAUCGGAGUUUGGGAUCAGAUAACUGGAAAACAAACUGAUUUCUUCUAUGAGAGUCCUGGUUGGUCACUUGGUGAUGCUGAUAAGCUUCAAUGGUUGAAUGGUAAGAAUUGUCUUCUUGUGGCUACAUUGUUUCCAAGAAAAGACAACUGUUACAUUAGCUUGUUGGAUUUUCGGGACAAGAACAUGGUUUGGUCUUGGUCUGAUAUUGGGUCUCCUAUGGCAAUAGACGAGAAGAGAGUGAGAGAUGCAAUAGCUAUGGAAGAUAGCAAUUCGAUUUGCGUGGUGAAUGAGUUUGAGGAUUUGGGGUUUAUUGAUCUGAGGAUGUAUGGAGGAAGUGUGAGGUGGAGUUCGAGGAGUAAACUGAUGAAGAGUAAGAUGCCUGACGAGCCUUGUUACCCGAAACUCGCUUUGCACGAAGGCCAGCUUUUCUCAUCGAUGAAUGAUUCAAUCUCUGUGUUCUGUGGACCAGACUGGGUCUUAACUUCUAGGUUAAGAAGAAGCUAUGGUGGCUCAAUCUGUGAUUUCUCAAUUGGUGGCGAUAGACUUUUCGCAUUGCAUAGUGAAGAGAAUGUGUUUGAUGUCUGGGAGACUCCGCCUCCUCCAAUCAUCUGAUUCACUUCCUCAAUACUCUGUUCUGCUUUUGUUCACGUUUGCUUGUUUUAAUUGUGUGCUUUAGAGUCCUUAGAAAAACUACACAGAGAAAAUAAUAGCAAUAGACAAAGACAACUAUAGCAAUAGACUGAUCUUAGUUUUGUUCUAUACAACGAAAGUGUUGCUUCUUGUAACCUGUUACUAAGAAAUGAUAUCAAUUUUAUGGCUCUUAAACUGAUCAAUCAUAGCCAAGUCUUCACUCAAUCCAGAGUUCUUAGUUUGAGCUGUGUUUGGAUUUGUUCUUUAUGUA